AUGCAUCUUAUUCUCACCGGUGCGACCGGUCUCGUCGGCUCCGGCGUUCUCCAAGCCAUGCUGGCGUCGAAAGAGAUCACCAAGGUUUCGAUUCUCAGUCGGCGAGCGGUUCCAGCCGCAUCCAACAAUCCAAAGGUGAACGUCAUUAUCCACCAAGAUUUUGAGAAAUAUGACUCUCAAGUUCUCAGCCAGCUCCAAGGAGCCAACGGCGUGGUUUGGGCUUUGGGUAUUAGCGCUCUAAAAGUUACGAAAGAGGACUGCGUCAAGAUUACGAGAGAUUGGCCUCUGGCUGCGGCUAAAGGUUUCUCAGACCUUGCUCCCGAAGGUCAAGCCUUUCGAUUUAUCUACGUCUCUGGCGGAGGCGCAACGCAAAACCCCAACUUUUUUACCGCCUUCUACGGUCGGGUCAAAGGUGAAACUGAAACGCUCUUGUCAAGUUUGCGUACUCCUUGCCUCCAAAUCGAGUCUGUACGCCCAGCCGGUGUAGACGCUUCUGAUCACGAUGCCAUUAAGCCGUUCAUCCCCGAUCCUGGCCUUGCGUAUAGGAUCAUGGGUGUCUUUCUGGGACCCUUGUUCCGGACUUUGAUGCCUUCCUUAUACAGUCCUACUAAGCCACUUGGAGAGUUCUUGGUGGGCAUGGCAGUGGGCAAAUACGAUCAAGACCUCGAUGCGGGUGGAAAGGGCAUUACUACACUGCCGGGUGGGCUAAGAGUAUUGGAUAACUGGGCAUUUCGAAGGCUUUACGGGUUGCCUUAG
Molecule: messenger RNA, 756 nt
Organism: Ilyonectria robusta
Lineage: Eukaryota; Fungi; Ascomycota; Sordariomycetes; Hypocreales; Nectriaceae
Product: nucleoside-diphosphate-sugar epimerase
Exons: 2
Coding region: 1-756 (251 amino acids)
Source: RefSeq, a predicted model, not a curated record